Molecule: messenger RNA, 993 nt
Organism: Closterium sp. Naga37s-1
Lineage: Eukaryota; Viridiplantae; Streptophyta; Zygnematophyceae; Desmidiales; Closteriaceae
Source: the annotation of a GenBank genome assembly
AUGAGCGCCGUGACGAUCACGCAAGUCAAGGUGCUCGAAAACCCCGGGCCGUUCCUCUCGCCGCUCCGCCUCGAGAUCUCCUACGACUGCAUCCGCCCGUUGGAGGACGAUUUGGAGUGGUCGAUCGUGUAUGUGGGAUCGGCCAACGACCCGGCGUAUGAUCAGGUGCUGGAGAGCGUUUUGGUUGGCCCGGUCAACGUUGGCUGCUUCAGGUUCAUCCUCGAAGCGGACCCACCUGAAGUGUCCAAAAUCGCGGAGGGCGAGAUCCUAGGAGUCACCGUUCUGCUGCUCACAUGCGCAUACCGAGAGCAGAAGUUUAUCCAAGUCGGGUAUUAUGUCAAUAACGAGUACGUGGACGAGGAGCUGCAGCAGGAACCCCCUUCCAAGGUCGUGUUUGAUAAGCUGUCGCGCAACAUCUGGGCUGAGAAGCCCAGAGUUACCAAAUUUGCCAUUAAUUGGGACCCUGUGGGAGGGUCGGGGUACGUGGAAGAUGCAAUGAUGGAGGAUGGAGGUCAAGAGGCGGGGUAUGGUGGGGAAGGUGAGCAUCGGAGCUUUGGUAUUGGAUCAGAACCUGCCCCUUGGGUUCCGGCUGUAUCAUUUGAUGCCGCAGCAGCGGAAGCAGCAAAUGCAGCACUCACUGACGCAGCAGUUACCGAGGCAGUGGCUGGUUUAAUCGCCGGAGAUGGAGCAGAAAAACUGAAAGGAGUGAGUGGUGCAGGGAGCACAAAACCCACAGAGGGUGCAGAGGUUCCAGAGGCUACAGAGGUAACAGCAGCAGCAGCCGAGGCUGCAGCUGUGGGCCGGACUGAGAUGGAUCUAGCCCCGGAACCAGCAUCCGAUGCAGGUUUGGAAAGUGGUUUGGGGGAAGCUGCUCCUGCAGUUCAUGUCACGGGUGGUGAAGGUCAAGACAAUGGCGUGUGUGCAUCGGAUAUGCAAGAGAGGGAUGCAGAGGCUUUGUUUCAAGGCAGCCUGAGGGUGCAAGAGAGCUGCUGA